This is a messenger RNA of Ictalurus punctatus (channel catfish), 1147 nucleotides long. RefSeq names its product ATP-dependent RNA helicase TDRD9-like. The coding region runs from base 471 to 857 and encodes 128 amino acids. The record is from RefSeq and is a predicted model, not a curated record. Gene Ontology annotation, molecular function: nucleic acid binding. The transcript has 7 exons. Lineage: Eukaryota; Metazoa; Chordata; Actinopteri; Siluriformes; Ictaluridae.
UUUUUUUUUUAUGUAUUUGUAUAUCUUAUCCUCUAUCGUGUUUAAGAAGAAGAGAAUAAUGAAGCUUUUUAUGAAAUAAUAUUUGGGUUUAUUUUAUUUUAUUUUCUCCUCAAAUAUUCAAAUUUACGUCAACGUCCGUUACGUUGGUGACGUCACCGCGAGCGCGAGAAGUCGAAGUGAGGAGCAGAAAGCGUUGUUAGUGUUAGUUCUGGCCCGUUUGGACCCAAACUAAAGUGUAUCAGUAUGAAGCAGGCGGAGACGGCGCACUGAUUCACUCUCAGAGCUCGAUUCACUAAUGACCGAAUCACCGAGGAACCGACCAAAGAUAACUCACACCCGCACGGAGAAGAACAACAAGAGGAGGAGAAGAUGAGCUGGAGUGGGGCAAAGAGAACUGCAUUCAGAUCAAACGGAUACAAGAGGUGGCCGAGUUGUUUGAGGAUCUGAAGAAUUGAGUGUCACAAUUCAACAUGCACAUCAGCGAAACUUCUCCCUCUGACUACACCAGCACGCACACACAGAAAUUCAUAGUGCAGGUGGCGAUUGCAGGCGCAUUUUAUCCGAACUGCUUCCUCCAGGGAACUGUGGACGAGGAGCUCGCCUCCAAGGAACUCUAUGGAAACGACCCCAGGACCACCGUAGUGGUGUGUAAUCUCCCUCUAUUUGCAUUCCUCUACUAUAAACAGCUCCAGUCUCUCUUCAGACACUGUGGUCAAGUCAAAUCCAUCUCCUUUGACAGCUCCAGGGCCUAUGUAGAGUUCUACUGCUCGUCAAUGAGAGGUUCUGGCGUUCUCCCAGAGGUCUCUCUGUCUCUCCUCCUCGCACAGCAGAGACUUCCUCUCCAUCUCAACGUUUAACCCGCUGGAGAGGUGGAGACUUGGGCAGGGGGGUAGUGUAUCUCACACCUCAGAUAUACACGGUACACACACACACACACACACACACACACACACACACACACACACACUGCAGCGAGCAUCAUCAGAUGAGUCAUAGUUACAUUUUAAGUGAGAGUAGUCAUGUGACCACAUCCCCUAGACAGUGUGAUGUUUAUAUGAUAUUCUGUACAUUAGUGCUGUUCUGUUACAGGUCUCUCUCUCUGUGUCUCUCUCACUCACUGUGUGUGUGUGUGUGUGUGUGUGUGUGU